Molecule: messenger RNA, 1335 nt
Organism: Petromyzon marinus (sea lamprey)
Lineage: Eukaryota; Metazoa; Chordata; Hyperoartia; Petromyzontiformes; Petromyzontidae
Source: RefSeq, a predicted model, not a curated record
AUGAAUCCUCGACGCAAGCGUUGGGGCACCCCCCUCCCCCACAAGCCCCCACCCCCGCUCCCCUCGCCCCUUUGCAACUUGGCUGCCUGCUCAUCAUCAGUGGCCACCUCCUCCUCCUCCACCCCCUCCUCCACCUCCUCCACCUCCUCCUCCACCUCCUCCACCUUCUCCUCCACCUCCUCGUCCACCUCCUCCACCUCCUCCUCCACCUCCUCCACCUCCUCCUCCACCUCCUCCUCCACCACCUCCUCCAUCUCCUCCACCUCCACCUCCUCCAUCUCCUCCACCUCCUCCUCCACCUGCUCCACCACCUGCUCCACCUCCUCCUCCACCUCCACCUCCUCCUCCACCACCUCCUCCUCCACCACCUCCUCCACCUCCACCUCCUCCACCUCCUCCACCACCUCUUCCACCACCUCUUCCACCACCUCCUCCUCCUGCACCACCUCCUCCACCUCCUCCACCUCCUCCACCACCUCUUCCACCACCUCCUCCUCCUGCACCAGCUCCUCCUCCAUCUCCUCCACCUCCACCUCCUCCACCUGCUCCACCACCUGCGCCACCUCCUCCACCUCCUCCUCCACCUCCUCCUCCACCUCCUCCUCCACCUCCUCCACCUCCUCCUUCACCUCCUCCACUUCCUCCUCCACCUCCUCCACCUCCUCCACCACCUCCUCCACCACCUCCUCCUCCACCACCUCCUCCUCCACCACCUCCUCCUCCAUCUCCUCCACCACCUCCUCCACCUGCUCCACCACCUCCUCCACCACCUCCUCCACCACCUCCACCUCCUCCAUCUCCUCCUCCACCUGCUCCACCUCCUCCACCACCUCCUCCACCUCCUCCACCUCCUCCUCCACCACCUCCUCCACUUCCUCCUCCACCACCUCCUCCACCUCCUCCUCCACCUCCUCCACCACCUCCUCCACCACCACCUCCUCCUCCACCUCCUCCACCUCCUCCACCUCCACCUCCUCCUCAAUCUCCUCCACCACCUCCACCACCUCCUCCACCACCUCCACCACCUCCUCCACCUCCUCCUCCACCUCCUCCACCUCCUCCUCCACCUCCUCCACCUCCAUCUCCUCUUCCACCUCCGCCACCUCCACCUCCUCCUCCACCUCCUCCACCUCCUCCACCUCCUCCACCACCUCCUCCACCACCUCCUCCUCCAUCACCUCCUCCACCACCUCCUCCACCUCCUCCUCCACCUCCUCCAUCUCCUCCACCACCUCCACCACCUCCUCCACCAACUCCACCACCUCCUCCACCUCCUCCUCCACCUCCUCCACCUCCUCCUCCACCUCCUCCACCAUCUCCUCCACCUCCUCCUCC